UUCCUUGCGAAGGGGGCGGCGGCGGCGGCGGCUCCCGCUCUGGCUCUAUCGGGAGCGCGCGCGCGCGGUAGCAUGUGCUGCCUAGACAGCAAUGCCUCUGCCAUCGGAAUCUCUCCCUGAGGCGCCUGUCCCGGGCCGGGCCUUUUUCUCCUCCUUUUUCUAACUGACAGGGUGAAGGUGGGCCUAGGAGGGAGGUCGCUCGGGGACGCUGUUUCUCGGCUGGCCGACAAGCCAACGACGACAACGUCUUCUGAGGGGGUGGGAGGGGCGGCCACGUGCGCGCGAAGGAUCCUGACGAGACGCGAGUCAGCCGCGGCCACGCCUGCCUCGGAGCUCCGAGCGAGGCGGGCGGCGGCUCAAGAGAGCGUUAGCUUUUCCUUCUCGGCAAGGGCGAAGCUCCUGACUCGUCAGCGGCCGGACGCAACGCCAGGGACUAGCGCCGUGGCCAGUUUGAAGCGGCUCCCCGAGGAGGAGUUUCCGCGCGCAUUCGCCGCAGCAGCAGCAACAACGAAGGAAUUGGGGAGGUGCUUCUCGCCGGGCCUCUGGGCGCCGCCCGCGUUCGGGACGUGCUGGCUCUCCUCCGGCGUUGGUGACCGCGGCGGUCGGUCGGUCAGGCUUUUUGGCACGUCUGAAUCGGGCAUCUCCCGAUUAGCUUAUCUGCAAACCUUUUAUAAGCUGCACCCUUGUUGCCCAUUUCGGGGCGUGGCUUGUUGUUGGAAUGUGAGAGGGAGGGCGGCGGGAGAGCUUGACCCGAAACCCAGGAGGGGUUCAGCUGUCUCCGAGUCCAAGCAGGCUCCUGUUUUCGGAAGUCUCCAUCGACAUCUCCGUCUGUCUCGGUAAAUGUCAGGCUGGGAGGCUGGCAGGACAGUCCUUUCCCUCCUUUAGUCAAACUCCCAGGAGCGGGCCCGAAAAUUGCCCUGCUUAAGGAGACAGAGGGCUGUCUGUGCCUUCUGGCAGGAGCUGAUCCUCCUCUUGUGCUUGUCACAGGGAAUCGGUACAUCUAGAGCCCAGGUUUGCGUUUCUGAUCCCGAAUGUGCCAGUCAAUGGAGUAAUUCUGCAGAGGGGAGAAUCAGCAAUCCUAGGGCCACCAAUGAUUUGCAAAUGGAAAAGAACGCCAGGGAAGCCUCUGCACGAUUGGUAUUCUAAAUUGAACUUGUUAAGGUGCCCUUUCUUAUUACUACCAGUCCCAGUAGGUGGGCAGAAUGGGCACAGAGCGCAGCGAGCUACCGUUCUGAUGGAUGUUUUUUAAGCCUCCUGUUCAACCACUGACUUUGCUCACCGGAGUGACAUCUCAAGCACCUUUGUGGUCAGACACCGCAGAGUGAACAAAGGCUGCAACCAGCAUCCCGCCCUGAAACAUAGGUUGCUAGCUACAUAUUUCAGAUGCCUGCCUGCCUUAGAAUCCCACGUCAUGACCUGGGACCUGCCUGAGUGAGAAACUUGCGGGGGAAGGCACCUCCUACCAAACACAGUAUGCCACAGAUGAGUGGAGGGUUUCGGAGGAAGAGAGACUAAAACAGACACCAACAAUUAGGCAACUCCAGGGCUUGGCAGACAAAGGUGCUACUGCCAGGCUGGAGGACGAAGACUUUUGUCCCUACUCUUUCCUCCAGAGAAAAGUUACAUUUUAACAGCAUUGGAAAAACAAAUCAUUGGCUUACAUUGGAGAAAAGCACGUGGCCUCACUUUGUCCUUGUGGUCUUGUUAUCUUUGGCAGCAGAUAAAGCCGGGCUCUACAAGCCAAGGUGUGAAAGGCCAGUUGCCAGGUGAAGACUGAGGGAAGUGUUGGCUCCAUCGCCAAGCUGGGCACAAGACAGAGGCUGGCAGCUGUUGACAGCUGCUGCGACAUCCUGGAGCAGGAAGCUGACAUCAACAUGGAUAACUCAGAGGGAAGAUUCUUCAGUGGGAAACGGCCCAGCUUGCCGGGGGCACGUCAGCUUCCCAUGGUACAGAAGUUGGUGGACUCUUUGGCCCAGCUACAAGAGGAAAAGUUGCAGCUGCAGCAAGAGUUGUUGCUGCUGCAGGAAAAGCUUUCUGCACAAGAGAGCAGCCAACUUAGUCAGACUGUACAGCUGCAGAACCAGACAGAAAGUCUGAAGGACCAACUCCUGGAGCAAGCACAGGAAAUGAACAGGCUCCAUUCGGUGUUGGGUGGCACAGAUCUGGAGAAGCACCGGGACCUUUUGGUUGCAGAAAAUGUGCGUCUGAAACAAGAGAUGAAGAUGUGCGAGGCACAACUGCAGGAGCUCAAGAAGAAGCAUCCUGUGAAAUGCGUGAACUGCGAGCAUAGCCAGGAGAAUGUGAAGUUGCAGGAAAAGCUGGCCCAACUAAAGCAAGAAGCAGAAGAGGUGAAAGGGCGCCUGUCGGAGCUGGACCUAGAAGUGGAGCAGAAAACCAAUCGCCUGGCUGAGGUGGAGCUCCGGCUGAAAGACUCCCUAGCAGAGAAGGCAGAGGAAGAGGAGCGGCUCAGCCGCAGACUGAGGGAUAGCCAGGAGACAAUAGCCAGCCUCAAAGCCCAGCCUCAGCAGAUUAAGUAUGUAAUCAAGACCGUGGAAGUCGAGUCCUCAAAGACCAAGCAGGCCCUCUGUGAAGCCCAGUCCCGGAACCAGUACUUGCAAGACCAAGUUGGGAUGCAGAGACAGGUGCUGAAAGAGAUGGAACAGCAGCUGCAGAACUCUCAGAAAGCAGCAGUGCAGCUCAGAGCUCAGGUUACGUUGUAUGAGUCUGAGUUGGAGCGGGCCCACGAGCAGAUGCUGGAGGAGAUGCAGAACAUGGAGGAGGACAAGAAUCGAGCCAUUGAAGAAGCAUUUGCUCGAGCCCAGGUAGAAAUGAAAGCUGUCCACGAGAACCUGGCAGGAGUGAGGACAAAUCUCCUGACUCUCCAGCCAGCUCUUCGAACCCUUACAAAUGAUUACAAUAGCCUGAAGCGGCAGGUCAAAGAAUUUCCUGUUCUUCUCCAAGAAGCCCUACAGAGUGCCAAAGCUGAGAUUGGCCAAGCCAUUGAAGAGGUCAACAGUACAAAUCAGGAGCUCCUGAGGAAAUACCGCAGAGAACUGCAGCUCCGGAAGAAAUGUCACAAUGAACUUGUGCGGUUGAAAGGCAAUAUCCGUGUGUUUGGUCGUGUUCGGCCAGUAUGUAAAGAGGAUGGCGAUGGGCCAGAAGCUGCCAGUGCGGUGACAUUUGACCCUGAUGAUGAUGCCAUCUUGCAUCUGAUGCAUAGAGGGAAGCUGGUAUCAUUUGAACUUGACAAGGUUUUCCCUCCUGAAGCAACACAGGAAGAUGUCUUCCGGGAAGUUCAAGCCCUGAUCACAUCCUGCAUUGAUGGUUACAAUGUUUGCAUUUUCGCCUAUGGCCAGACAGGUGCCGGCAAGACAUACACAAUGGAGGGAACUCCCGAAAACCCAGGAAUCAACCAGCGGGCACUGCAGCUUCUCUUCUCAGAAGUGCAGGCAAAAGCCUCCGACUGGAACUACCAGAUCACUGUCAGUGUGGCUGAGAUCUACAACGAAGCCCUCAGAGACCUGCUUGGAAAGGAGCCCCAGGAGAAGUUGGACAUCAAACUCUGCCCGGAUGGUAGUGGACAGCUCUAUGUGCCAGGCCUGACAGAGUUCCCUGUGCACUGUGUAGAAGACAUCAACCAGGUCUUUGAAUUUGGUCAUAUCAACCGAGUGACUGAAAGCACCUACUUGAACGAGCACAGCUCCCGAUCUCACGCCCUCCUGAUUAUCACAGUGAGGGGAAUUGAUUACAGCACAGGAAUACGAACCACAGGGAAGCUGAAUUUGGUCGAUCUGGCAGGAUCUGAGCGUGUGGGGAGGUCUGGUGCAGAGGGGAGCAGGCUGCGUGAGGCCCAGUACAUCAACAAAUCGCUCUCAGCUUUGGGAGAUGUGAUCUAUGCCCUGCGUUCCCGCCAGGGCCAUGUGCCAUUCCGCAACUCCAAGCUGACCUACCUGCUUCAAGACUCUCUCAGUGGUGACAGCAAGACCCUCAUGAUGGUCCAGGUCUCUCCUGUGGAGAAAAAUACAAGUGAGACACUCUGUUCCCUUAAGUUUGCUGAGAGGGUUCGCUCUGUUGAACUGGGCUGUGGCUCUCGGAGGACAGAAUUGGGCUCCUGGACCAGUCAGGAGCACUUAGAGGCAGACUCAUCAUCAGUCACAGCACAGCCCUGCAUCCGAAGUCAGUCUUCUCCUCGGACUCGGCGAGCGAGUUCACUCCGGGCAAGACUCCAGACGUCAGGGAAACUGAGGCCAAUUCCUGUGUGAAGCAGCUGAUUUGAGGAACAUGCUUUUUUAAAAGGAGUUUCAGAAACCAUGAAUACUUUUUAAAGAGACUACUCAUCUUCCUGCCCACCUCAGAGGCUAAUAGACACUGAUUUGGGAGACACAAAGAAAGGGAAGCCACAGCAAAAAGAAGGGUGGUGCCAUCUGCCAGCCCUUGAAUUGCGAAGGGUCUCUCCAUCAGACACACUCCCGUCCUGAGAGAAGGUGACAUGCCAGCCCCCUGUUGUACCUCAUCCGUUGCUGGCAAUGGAUGGACUUGCGCUUGGAUGCAACUGGACUUCAGGAGAUGGUUCAUCUGCCUAUUUGACAUGAGGUGAAUUUUACUAUAUUUUUAAAAGGAGAAUGGAAGUCCUAGACCCAUUCCCAUCCUUUUGGCCCUCUGCAUUGAUUUUUUUAAUUUAAUAAACUCUUUGCACCAA
Molecule: messenger RNA, 4699 nt
Organism: Podarcis raffonei (Aeolian wall lizard)
Lineage: Eukaryota; Metazoa; Chordata; Lepidosauria; Squamata; Lacertidae
Gene: KIFC3
Product: kinesin family member C3
Exons: 21
Coding region: 1875-4262 (795 amino acids)
Biological process (GO): microtubule-based movement
Molecular function (GO): microtubule binding; microtubule motor activity; ATP binding
Source: RefSeq, a predicted model, not a curated record